AUGCAGCAUCAGAGUUCCGCGCUUGUAUUGCUAUUUUUCUUCUUCUUCUCGUGUAUCCCAAAAGUCCUCGCUGUAGAAUGGGAUGACUUCGCAGACAAUUUCGCGACCGACUUAGCGCCUUUGAUCACACUUUUCGGCGAACAGGUGACGCGACAAUUCUUGAGCGAGUCAUUAUCGAUAUGGGACAAUAUCAUCUCAAUGGCUCCUUUGGGCCUUCUCACCGCGGUGGUCUCGGUAAUUCGCGUUUGCGGUAGUGCUUCACUUCGAGCGUUUAUUGGAAGAGCACAGGAGAGCUCGGGUGUUGCGGAAAUCGAAGUUCUCUCUUGUACUUCAGCGACGACCGGUGAACUUUUCAAUGCCAGAGGCGGCAUAGCUAGGGUAUUCGGAAGUCCCCAGAUAUUGGAAGUCGUGGUUACCAAACCGAACGACCCCGACAAACCAGAGUUUGAAGUCACAACAUUGCAAAACGCAAAGAAGUCAUGGGUAAAGGUGGAACCGCGACGAGGUGGGAAUAAUCGACAGGAGAAGGCAGACACAAACGAGGAACGAGAAGCAUUACUCGAAAAUCUCGAAUGCCAGCCUAGUUACCGAAGCCCCAACCUCUCUCUUAAUGUCGGCAUCGCAAAAAUACCCCAGGGAAUCAUUUAUCUCGCGGCGGUAUUUGGUAUGGUCCUUCAGGCCGGAGUCUUGAUAUUUGCCAUUUUGACCACACACCCCAAGUUCGUUCAUCGGUUUACAGACCCAGAGGAAAGUGGGCCACGGCCAUCAUACGGAUUACCAUUCACAUUAGUUGGUACGAUACUGGUAUGUACCGGCAUGUUCUUUUGUGCAUACAUUAUUGAGCAAUGCACAGAAGAGAUAGAGUAUAAGCGGUCGAAAACCCAACCCAGCAAAGUCUACUGGGUGCAGCCGGGGGGUCAAAAAAUUGGCGAUCAAGUUUUCGAGUCCUUCAUUAGGGAGUCUGAUGAAUAUAAAAAUCUGCCGAGGUAUAUAAUUUCGACAAGAUCUCAAAAGAAGAGUAACCGCCCUAUUUUGCUAGGGAUAGCCUUAAUAUGCUCUUUGGUUGGUUUCGUCCUGCAAUUCGUCGGCUUGCGAGCGCUGCAUUCUAGUGUAAUAUUUGCACAACUUGGUGCCACUUUGUUAAUGUCAAUCAUUCGGGCGAUGUUGCGCAUGAAACGCUCGGAUGACGAAAGUAAUACAAUAUUUUCGAAGUCUUCCGGGGAGAAGAAAGACGAAGCGUCGGUGAAUACAGAGCCCGGAAUAGAACUCGAAACGAUAGGGUCGGGAACGACAAAACCCGAAAUGAUAGACCCCGAGAUGAUAGAGCCGUGGAAAGAAAACCCCGAAAUACUCCAUGGCCACGAGCUAGAUUUGCUUGCGAUGAAAGUUUGCAAGGUCGACAUGAUUUUUCUGGGUGCCGCAGAGGGCGCGAAAAUUAUAUUCGGUGUGAACUAA
Orbilia oligospora ATCC 24927 is the source of this 1455-nucleotide messenger RNA. RefSeq lists its product as uncharacterized. Bases 1 to 1455 code for a protein of 484 amino acids. The transcript is spliced from 2 exons. The record is from RefSeq and is a predicted model, not a curated record. Lineage: Eukaryota; Fungi; Ascomycota; Orbiliomycetes; Orbiliales; Orbiliaceae.